Messenger RNA from Tetranychus urticae (two-spotted spider mite), 1663 nucleotides. Lineage: Eukaryota; Metazoa; Arthropoda; Arachnida; Trombidiformes; Tetranychidae. The record is from RefSeq and is a predicted model, not a curated record.
UUUACUUUAGCUUGAUUGCACUGAGGUAACAAUGGUUUGUUGGUAUACAAGGGAUAAAAUAGUUUUCAAUUGUGCCUUAUUAGCAACUGGCUCAGUGACAAUAUUUGGUGAUAAACUAGGUUUCAACCUUCAUUUUUGUGAGUGUUCUCAAUAAGCAAAAAAUUAUGUUCAGUGUAUUUUGUUUUCCUUGUUACAAUAGAUGAUCUUCAGAAUCAAAUAAAAUAACAUUGAAUCAACAGCCUAUCAAUACAGUCAACACCAAUUUGUUUUCAUCUUAAUUUUCCUCUCUCAGCUGAUACCUUUGUUUGUUUUUAUGAUCUUUCCUAUCUUCCCUUUCUUUUUUUGACGUAACCCAAAUAACUGGAAUAACUAAGCCUGUAUACAUCAGCCUUGUGUUUACAUUGUGAUAAAUGGGUAACGCACAAGGAGCCAGGAGCACUGGUCCUGGUCAUACCUUGGAUUAUGUUUUCAGUUCAGACAGUGGACCAUGUCCAUUUAAGGUCCCAAAGAUCCACAGGACCGUCAGAUGUCACGAAUACUCUAAAUUAUCCAAGAUGAUUGCCUCUGGAGUUGAUGUCAAUUGUCAAGAUCAGGAUGGGAUGACCCCCUUACAUUAUGCAGCGGCUCAAGGUGAUCUGGUGGCUGUACAAUUAUUAACCGCUGCUGGUUGUUCCCAAAUACCAUGUAAAUUAAACAUCUACCCAAUCCAUUUAGCUGUUCAAAAUGGUAACCAAGAAGUUAUUCAAAGGAUACUUGAUUAUGGUGGUAAUGUUGACAGUUAUGAUUCCAUGGGAACAACGCCAUUAGGAUUAGCCAUAGAGUUUGAUUCACCCCAAGUUGUUUCUUUGUUAUUACAACGAAAGGCUUACCUUGACUCGAAUUAUCUUCUGGAAGCACUUCGUCAAGGUUUACUUGAGAUUACUCGAAUACUUAUCAACUUCAACCCUUCUCUAGUCAAUGGUCUUAAACUGGAUCGAUUCCGUUUCAGUUCAAAAUCGAGUGAUUGCCUUAAACUUCUCUAUUUGAUUGGUUAUAAAUUUGACGACAAUUUUGCAACUGUUAACCGAUCAGAAUUGAGAUUCACCUCGUGCCAUAUUGAUUACAUUGAUCGACAGUAUAAAAGUGAAAUGAUUGCUUUUCACGAAUUCCUGGACUGGAUGAAAAACCAGGAUAAACCAAUGAAACUCAAAUUGUUAGCGAGAAUUGUUUUGAUUCGUGCUUGUGGUUCACAAAAAAUCAGCGACUUCCUAGACUCUCACCCACCAAUACCUCCAACUAUACGUGAAUUUGUUACGUUGAAAUGGUUAUUUUGACACACCACCAGUUUAGUGCUUGAUCAGUGCAAUUCAUUGAUAGUUUGCUGUUCUCCUGAAUCAAAAAAAACAAAUUAUUUCUAUCAUAAUUUAUUAAAGGUAAAAAGUAUUACCGUGUAAUGCUUUACACAUCUGUAAAAUAAUAUAAACAUCUAAAUGAAUACAGAUUCCCCAUGUAACCUAAAAGGAUUAUUUUCUGCAAAUCUUUGACUUUCUACUGUCAUAUAAAUAAAAUUUUGUUGAUUGUUUAGGUUGAUAUAGUUUCUCCAAACACCUUAACAAUCCUUUACAAGUGUAUAAAUUGAACAAAAAUCAAUUACUUGUUUCUAAUAAAACCUGUUAGCAUUGAA